This is a messenger RNA of Homalodisca vitripennis (glassy-winged sharpshooter), 1033 nucleotides long. Its product is annotated as ras-related C3 botulinum toxin substrate 1-like. Gene Ontology annotation, molecular function: GTP binding; GTPase activity. The record is from RefSeq and is a predicted model, not a curated record. The coding region runs from base 169 to 756 and encodes 195 amino acids. Lineage: Eukaryota; Metazoa; Arthropoda; Insecta; Hemiptera; Cicadellidae. Gene Ontology annotation, biological process: small GTPase-mediated signal transduction. The transcript is spliced from 6 exons.
CUCGCCACUUUUACUUCUAUUCCUACCUAAUCGCCGACAGUUCACUUAGUAUUAUUAUGGUCAUAAAUGAGUGUCUGUCUAAGUGAUGCAUGCAAAUUAAACAUUUAUAUUUUGUAAUUAAAGGAAUUCAAUUUUACAUUACUGAGUAAUUUAGCACAUAACCACGAAAUGUCAUCUGGAAGACCCAUCAAAUGUGUGGUUGUUGGUGACGGAACUGUGGGGAAAACCUGUAUGCUCAUAUCGUACACUACAGACAGCUUUCCUGGGGAAUAUGUUCCUACUGUAUUUGAUAAUUACUCAGCCCCUAUGGUUGUGGAUGGGAUCCCAGUCAGUCUAGGCCUGUGGGAUACUGCGGGACAGGAGGACUACGACAGGCUCAGGCCGUUAUCGUACCCACAGACUGAUGUAUUCCUCAUAUGCUUCAGCGUGACCAGCCCUUCAUCAUUUGAGAACGUCACUUCUAAGUGGUAUCCUGAAAUAAAACAUCACUGUCCUGAUGCACCCAUGAUUCUAGUGGGGACGAAGAUUGAUCUGCGGGAUGACCGAGAGACGCUGAGCGGCUUGGCAGAGCAAGGGUUGUCACCCAUCAAGCGGGAACAGGGCCAGAAGUUGGCCAACAAGGUGCGGGCAGUCAAGUACAUGGAGUGUUCCGCUCUAACACAACGAGGGCUCAAACAGGUGUUCGACGAGGCAGUCAGAGCAGUAUUACGGCCAGAACCUCAAAAGCGACGCCAGAGGAAAUGCUCCUUGCUCUAGUUAUUCUGCCCUACAAUGUAUUUUUUCAUUUGGACUUUUGUACUGUUCUCUUUGUUGUACACAUGAACGGGUAUCUUCGUGUAGAAACAAAAUAUAAGCACAAAGGCAGAUCAGUGCACAGCGACAUUGUAUAUAAAAUAGCUUUAUCUAGUCUAGAACAUAGAUUUUGGUUUUAUUUGAUAUUAACCCUUUAAGGUUGUGUUGAUGUUUUAUGCUUCAAGUUUACAGAACUCUUUUGCACAUCACUACAUAAAUACAAUAAAAUCAUUAAACUUAA